CGCAAUCGCAGACCAUCCGGGACGCAGAACGCAGGAAGGAGGCAGAGAGGAAGACAAUGGCCCUGGAUAAUUUUAUGUUCACCCAGUGCAUCCUUUAUUUCUUAGCCUUUGUGUUCGGUUUCAUCGCCGUGGUGCCUCUGUCGGAGAACGCGGAGGAUUUCGGCGGGAAAUGCCUGCUGUUCACGCGCGGCCUGUGGCAGAACGAGAACAUCACCGUGUCCAAGCAGCGCUUCAUCGUGGACGAGUGGGGACCCGAGUCCUCCUGCAGCUUCGUCACUGUCGUGGGCAUAGCGUCCCUCGUCCUGUCCGCGGUCCAAGCGUGGAGGCUGCUCUUCUUUCUGUGCAAAGGACACGACGACUCCAUCUUCAACGCCUUCCUCAACCUCCUGAUCAGCUCCCUCGUGGUGUUCACCGUCUUCCUGUCCAGCACCAUCGUCAGCGUGGGCUUCAACCUGUGGUGUGAUGCCAUCACAGAGGGCAGGACCAUGCCCAGCAGCUGUGAGGAACUGCAAGACACUGACCUGGAACUUGGCCUCGACAACUCCUCUUUCUACGACCAGUUUGCGAUAGCUCAGUUUGGACUGUGGGCCUCCUGGCUCAUGUGGCUGGGGAUUACAGUGAUGGCCUUCUUGAAGGUCUACCACAACUACAGGCAGGAGGAUCUGCUCGACAGCCUGAUCCAUGAGAAAGAACUUCUGCUUGGGCGCUCCUCACACCACAGCUCCGACCUCAAGACCGGCAUCAUCUAGACUCGAGGAGAUGCUCAUCCCAGCGGUCCUCUUGCCUGCCAGGAGAAACACCAUUUGCCUAUGUAGACAAUCAAAACCCAACUGGCUUUAGCUCCCAUUGAUGAUGGAAUGAGUACAAAUAUGGAUUUCCAUAUGUGUUAAUCUGUGGUACUUCAUUUCCCAAAAGCAUCUUAAGAGUACGAUGAUUUUAGAAGCACUAUUAGAAAACUCAUGUUCCCCAAUAGCUUGUUGAAACAACUGUUGCUGAAUGAGCGUGUGUUCAGCGCUCGUACAAGGCAGCGAACAGUUUAAAGAAGAUACCAAAUCUGCAGAAGAAACCCAGCAACUGCAUGUUUCAUAUAUUGUUUAGGGUCAUUCAUCAGCGGACGUGAUAAAUUACAACUGAUGCCAACGACACCUACUUGAAGACUAUUAAAUUUAUGCUACUAAGGAUCAUCUUUGCUCAUCAAAAUUGUAGAUACGUGAUACAAAAUAGAUUAAAAACCACAUCAGACUGUGGCAUUAAACAGUUCUUACACCACAGUCAGUCAGUGUAAAGCAGAAUUAAUGUUUCAUGAUCUUCAGUCUUACUGAAGAUAAUCUGAUCUGCUUACCAGAAAUGCAAAAA
Messenger RNA from Thalassophryne amazonica, 1356 nucleotides. Its product is annotated as transmembrane protein 179. The record is from RefSeq and is a predicted model, not a curated record. The coding region runs from base 57 to 749 and encodes 230 amino acids. The transcript is spliced from 4 exons. Lineage: Eukaryota; Metazoa; Chordata; Actinopteri; Batrachoidiformes; Batrachoididae.